AUGUUCCCAUGCGAUCACUGGGCAAACUUUUUGACCCUGCCCACGAUCCCAAUGGUGGAAGGAGGGUCAGCGGCGCUCGAUCGCCGGCCCGCCCGAACCCUUCCCGGUUCGGGCCGCAUUUACCGCGGAAGCUCAUCCGAGUCGCCGCAACAAUGCGCGGAGAUCCAGGGUACUGCGCUCUCAUUGGCGGAAUUCAACCCCUCCGCCGCCCCCGCUCCCGGCGCGCUCGCUCCCACCGGCUCGCGUCCGCAAACCCGCGGCCAAAAGCCUUCUUUCCCCCGCUCCGCUUCGCUAGGCGCUGGCGGAAAAUCCUCCCCCGUACCUCCCCCCGCUUCGAGCGCAGCGCAUGAGCGCAACCUCCACAGGCGCUCGUCCGCGGCGGGGUCAGCGGGAGCGGAUCUCGGCGCACGAGUCGCGGCGGCGGCGGCGGCGGUGGCGGCAUCCGUGUCAGCGGCAAAUGCGGCUCCGCUGGUUGCUCCUACGGCUGCUGAGCCUUCCGUCGCGGCAGAGGCGGCAGAAGCGGCGGAGGCAGCGGCGCAGCGGAUCGCGAAAGCGCGGGAGCUGAUGGAGCGGCUGCACCAGCCGACGGCGCACGAGAUGCGCCAGAAGCGGGAAGAGGCGGAGCGGCGGGAAAAGGCGCGGCAAGAGAUGCUGGAGAGGCAACAGAACGAGGAGCGGCGAAAGCAGGAGCUGGUAACCCGCGCGGCGACGAUCAUCGCAACCGCGGGUAGGCCAGGCGCGCGGGAAUUCCGCGCGGAGCAGGAGCGACGGGAGGAGGAACAGCGCGCGCAAGAACAGCGCGAGCAGGAGCGGCGGGAGGAGGAACGGCGCGCGCAAGAACAGCGUGAGCAGGAGCGGCGGGAGGCGGAAGAGCGACAGAGGGAAGAGGAGGAGCGGCGGCAGCAGUUGAAGAGCCGGGCGGCCGCGAUUGUCGCCAAUGCACCUUCGUGGGAGCAGGCGUUACAGCAGCAGCUGCGGCAGCAGGAUCAUGCUACUACAGCCGGGUUGCUACAUUCAGAACAUUCGGGCGCCGCCGCCGCGAAAUGGAGGGAAUCGGAAGCGCCGGCGGUGAUGUUGUCGCGACGUCGCCCACUGACUCUACAGAUUGGCGAAGCAAGCGAAUGUAACCCUGUAACGGUCGCUUCCGCCGCGACAGGUUCCGCGAGGCCGCAAGCCGCGGCGGGACCGGAGCGCAGCCCGCGAUCAGCGCCGCUGGCGACGGCGGCGGCGUGCGCAUCCACGGCGCAAUCAGUGAUGGCGGGAGCGAAGUCCCCCGGCUCGAUCUCCCGGGGCGCGACUCGAUCGUUCGGAGCAUCCGCCGCGGCUCCCCCUCCCCCUCCCGCGGCAUUACUUCCGCCCAAGUCUCCCGCUGCGCCGACCGCGGGCGGAAGCGCUUCUUUCGCCAGGGAAGAGGCGAGUAGAGCUCAGGCGACUAAAUCACCCAAAGGCGCUCUUUCUUCGUCGUCGGGAGGUCGUCAUACACGGAGCUUUCACGGGCAGCAAGAAACUUUCCAGGGGCAGCAGGGCGAGCCGCUCGGGCAGAGAAACGGGCAUGUGAAAAAAUCAGUUUCGUUUCCCGACAUGGGGUGUUUACACCCGCCCGGGUUUCCUGGAAAGGCCGCGGAGCGCGGUACUAGUAGCGGCUCCAGCCAUAGCCCAAGAGCCUCGCACGGAGCGUCGGCAAUAGAAAGGUCAACUAGGAGAGGCGGCUCGAUGGACUCAACUGGAGAUCAGUUAGUGGAAGGUGAAGGGGACGACUGGGGUCGCGCGGAAGCGACUCGGAUGGAGAGGCGACGCGAGAGGAGGAGAGGAGGCAGCGACGGGUGCGCGCUCGCGUUCGCGGAUGACUGGGCGGCGGGUCAUGAUGACGAUGUUCCUGUAGCGAGCGCGGUUGUAGCGAGCGGGUGGGAGCGCGAGAUUAGCUUAGCGGAUCUGCCUCUCGAUUCCGCGCCGGUGCUGGUCGUGUCGCCGGGGCUUGUGGAAUCUCAGAUUGAUCUGCACGAUAGCCCUCUCUCCCCCUCCCCUCCCUCCCCAAUCCCUCUCUCCCCCUCUCCCCACACUCUCCCUCGCCACCCUUACUCCCCUCACUCUCCCUCCCCUCACUCCCUCUCUCCUCACCCCCCCUUCCAAGACGCUGUAAAACCCUAUGGCACAUCGCCUAUCCCUCUGGCCUUUCACGGCGUGACUCGAAAGAAGGACUCUCUUCCGCCUCUUUCCCCCACCUGCAUUUCCCCCCACGCCCCCCCCGCCGGACCUGCCUCCAAGGCUCGGCACGCCUACCCCCGGAGCAAGAGCUCCGAAGCAGGAGAUACGGCUCCGGAGGGCAAAUUUCCCGAACCUGAGUAUUCUCCAGGUUGGGAUGGUGUUGUCGAGGUGAACAGGGUGCGAUCCCUAGAGGAACGGGUUCGAGGUUCGGGCCGAGCCUGCGCUGCCGAGGCUGAGGAUUUGGCUAGUGGACGAGUAUCCCGAGCCAAGACCGUGGAAGGCAGGAUUGAGGGAAAGGGAGGGGGAAGAGGGAGGGGAGGAGGAGCAGGGGGAGUGAGAGAAGCGAGGGGAGUGGGUGAAGGUGUGAGAAGAGGGGAAGUGCAGCAGAGACGACCGGGGAAUCGGUCCCAUAGUAAAUCCAUGGACUCUGGAUCAGGAGGUCUGGGAUGCAGCAAGCAGCAAGCAGAAUCAGCAUCAGACAUCCUGGGCAAUCACAGUCACAGCAGCCCGAGCAACCAGGGUAAUCAGGGCAACCGGGUAACCAGACAUGUGUGUAGUGCGGUGGAGAGCGGCAGCAGAGGGAACUCUUCAGGGGAAGCGGCUGGGGAUGAUUCAGGGAGGGGCGGGGGGAGAGGCGGAGGGAGAGGCUGGCACAGGAGGGCGGCUACAUGGGCAGACCCGAAAGAAUUGAGUCCGGCAGGGAGGGAGGAUGGAGGGGAAGGUGGGUCGCUUUCCAGGCGAUCACCCGGUGCUGCCAUUGCUGCCAGCACAGGCGAGGCGGAAGCUAAGGCAGAUGGGAGCAGCCGUUGCGAGCCCAUCCAAACCCUGCCUGCUGCUGCUGCUGCUGCUGCUGCUGCUGCUGCUGCUGGUGCCGACUCAGCCGCAGGCACACACGGUGCAGACACAGAAGCGGACGAAAGAACCCAGUGGGAGGAGGCGGAGCUGCACAUCCGAACGCGGUUCUUCAAGGCGAGUCGCAACCGUCUCUUCAACCUCGCUGCCAAGGGCCUCUCCUCCUUCUCCAAACUCCUCGCUGCUGCUGGCGCUGCCGCUGCUGGGGCGGCUGCAGGCAUGGGCGUGGGGGUUGUGGGGGUGAAUGUGCUGGGUGGGGUGUUUGGGGAGGUGGACGAGCGGUAUGAGGUGCAGGGAGGGAAGGAGCUGGGCGCGGGGCAGUUUGGGGUGACGCGGGUGGUGGUGUGUCGCAGCACGGGGAGGCGGCUUGCAUGCAAGACCAUCAACAAGGCGGCUUUCAAGUCCAAAUCCGACAUCGAAAACGUGCGUCGCGAAGUCGCCAUCCUGAACCUCCUCAAAUCCCACCCCAACGUAAUCCACCUAGAAGAAGCCAUCGAAACCCCUCAAUCCAUCCACCUGAUAAUGGAGCUGUGCUCGGGCGGGGAGCUGUUUGACCGCAUCAAGGAGCGGCGGCGGUACAGCGAGAGGGAGGCGGCGGUGGUGAUGCGGGCGGUGCUGGGCGUGCUGCAGAGCUGCCACCACCGCCACCACGUGCUGCACCGCGACAUCAAGCCCGAAAACAUCCUCCUCGCCCACCCCUCCUCCCACACCGACGUCCGCGUCAUCGACUUUGGCGUCGCCGCGUUCCUCAAGCCGGGGGGAAAGCCACUGAGCGAUGCGGUCGGGUCGCUGUUUUACAUCGCGCCGGAGGUGAUUGGCGGGUCGUAUGGGACGCCGGCGGACGUGUGGUCGGCGGGCGUUGUCCUGUAUGUGCUGCUGGCCGGGGUGCCGCCGUUUUGGGCGGAGACGGAGGCAGGGGUGGCGCGGGCGAUUAAGGAGGAGGAGGUGGGGUUUAAGGGAUCGGCAUGGAGGGGCGUGUCGGAGGAGGGGAAAGAUCUGAUUCUCAAGAUGCUGGAUCGCGAUCAGAAGCGGAGGGUCUCAGCACAAGAAGCUUUAGAGCAUCAGUGGUUCAGUCGCUUUGAGUGA
This is a messenger RNA of Closterium sp. Yama58-4, 4143 nucleotides long. The record is from the annotation of a GenBank genome assembly. Lineage: Eukaryota; Viridiplantae; Streptophyta; Zygnematophyceae; Desmidiales; Closteriaceae.